ACCAAGAGUGGUAACCCCGAGCUACACUCGGGCUUACCAUGCGGCGUUUCUCAGGGAGUCCCUGCAGCACUUACCUUGUCCUUCGCUCCCACGAUGUGUCCCCUGCAGUGUCCCCGACCAUCUCCUCCGGCCGAUGCUGGCAUCCGGCUUCCGUGUUCCGGUCCCUGUGACAUACGGGCGCCGGAACCGGCGGCAAAUUUGAAAUUUUUUAAAAAUUUCAUUUUUUCAUUUUUUAAAAAUGUGCUUUGUCCUGUGCCGUGCCUGCAUUUUGACUGUUCUUUC
This is a messenger RNA of Staurois parvus, 282 nucleotides long. The record is from the annotation of a GenBank genome assembly. NCBI's taxonomy places the organism in Eukaryota, Metazoa, Chordata, Amphibia, Anura, Ranidae.